AUGGAGGAAAAGAGGCUGGAAUCCUGGGUCCUUGAGAGUUGGACCCUGGAGAUUGGUCUCCUGGAUAGUGGAGUGGGGAAGGACCAUGACACCCCCAGUUUCCAGGAACAAGAACAGGAACUGAAGAAGAUCUAUCAGGAGCUGACUGAGCUGAAUGCUGGUGUAGACCACCUAUGCCAUCCAUGGCCCUGUGACUGGAUGUUCUUCCAAGAAAAUUGUUACUUUUUCUCCAUGUAUACAAAGAACUGGACUGAUUCUGUCACUGCCUGCCAGGAAAUGGGAGGCCAAUUAGUAGUCAUCAAAAGUCACGAGGAUCAGAAUUUCCUCAAUCACACUUCUAAGAAGGAAGGCUACCACUGGAUAGGACUCUCAGAUCAGAAAAUUGAAGGAAAGUGGCUCUUCAAGAAGUAUUGGGGUAAAGGACAGCCCAACAAUUAUAGGAGUAGAGACUGUGUGGAAUUUAAAGAAGAUGGGUGGAAUGAUGUUUGUUGUACAGUUGUGAAAUGCUGGGUCUGCAAGAAGUCCGCGGCCUCCUGCUCCACGAAGUGA
This is a messenger RNA of Castor canadensis (American beaver), 549 nucleotides long. The record is from RefSeq and is a predicted model, not a curated record. NCBI's taxonomy places the organism in Eukaryota, Metazoa, Chordata, Mammalia, Rodentia, Castoridae.